Messenger RNA from Panicum virgatum (switchgrass), 1322 nucleotides. RefSeq names its product transcription factor VIP1-like. Lineage: Eukaryota; Viridiplantae; Streptophyta; Magnoliopsida; Poales; Poaceae. Gene Ontology annotation, biological process: regulation of DNA-templated transcription. Bases 75 to 1055 code for a protein of 326 amino acids. The transcript has 4 exons. Gene Ontology annotation, cellular component: nucleus. Gene Ontology annotation, molecular function: DNA-binding transcription factor activity. The record is from RefSeq and is a predicted model, not a curated record.
ACCGCGCGACCGCGACGGCUGCUCGACGCCCCCCCCCCCCCCUCCCAGCAAGCAUCGGCGCUGACCGCCCGGCCAUGGACGCGUUCCUCCCCCCUCCGGCGCCGCCCGCCUCCGCGUUCGGCGGCGGGGGCGGGGUCCCCGCGCGCGGGCACCACCGGCGCGCCCACUCCGAGACCUUCAUCCGCCUCCCCGACGCGGACCUCCUGCUGGACCCGGACGCCGACUUCGGCUUCUCCGACAUCGACUUCCCCUCGCUCUCCGACGACUCCCCCGCCGCGUCCGACCCGACGCCGCAGCCCCAGCCCCAGCAGCCCGCGCCCCCCGCGCCGCCGCCGUCGGCGCCGCGGCCGCCGAGCGGGGCGCACAUGCGGAGCCUCUCCCUCGACGCGGCCUUCUUCGACGGCCUCUCGCUGCAGGGAGGAGGGGCGGGGGGCGGCGUGGCGGGGCACAAGCGGAGCGGCUCCAUGGACGGGGCCACCUCGCCGUUCGAGGGCGAGUCCGCGCCCCCCGGCGCGCUCCCGGACUACGCAAAGAAAGCCGUGCCCGCCGAGAAGCUCGCCGAGCUCGCGCUCCUCGACCCCAAGCGCGCCAAGAGGAUCCUGGCGAACCGGCAGUCGGCGGCGAGGUCCAAGGAGAGGAAGAUCAAGUACACCAGUGAGCUCGAGAGGAAGGUGCAGACGCUGCAGACGGAGGCCACCACGCUCUCAGCACAGCUCACGCUUCUUCAGAGGGAUACCUCUGGUUUAACCACCGAGAACAGGGAGCUCAAACUCCGGUUACAGGCCAUGGAAGAACAAGCUAAACUUCGAGAUGCUCUGAAUGAUGCCCUGAGAGAAGAAGUCCAGCGGCUUAAGAUAGCUGCUGGGCAAGUCCCUAACAUGAACGGGAACCCCUUCAAUGGAGGACUACCACAGCAGCAGCAGCAGAUGGCGUCCUAUUUCUCACAACCGCAGCAGAUGCAAUAUUUCGGCGGCCACCAGGGCCAGCAUCACCACCACCGAACCUCUUCAAACGGUGGUGGCCAGUCCCUGAGCGACUCGAUGGAUUUCAUGUGAGGCGACUAGACCUCAGGUUCCUGAGGCCACAACACAAACUGCAACUAAAGUACUGUAAAGGUAGCUGAUGUAUACCAUAUUCGUAUGAGAUGUAUCAUUCUUAUGCUAGCUAGCUGUUCUUUGUACCAUUAAUCAAAAAGUCAUCCAUGCAUGACAACCAUACAUUAUCACUUUGGCUUUGGGGUUUAGAUUCCUUGACUGAUUGACAUGUUGCCCCUGUAAAGAUGUUCCUAUAGUAGUGAAUGGAGUGGUUUUCCGGUUGGAACU